Molecule: messenger RNA, 1587 nt
Organism: Cokeromyces recurvatus
Lineage: Eukaryota; Fungi; Mucoromycota; Mucoromycetes; Mucorales; Mucoraceae
Exons: 3
Coding region: 1-1587 (528 amino acids)
Source: RefSeq, a predicted model, not a curated record
AUGAUUAGAAUUCAACGAUUUCUAUAUUAUAUUCUAAUCUUGGUGUUUUUCGUAUUCAUUUCAAUAACUUUAUUAACUCAUCUCAAAACACCAUCACCUGAUUUCAAAGAUGAACAUUUUAAAACAACAAAAAAAGUAAAUCCUAAUGAAGAGAAAUAUUUAUCAUGGUUCCCACAUAGUGAUUUUCCUGAACAGCAAGAAUCCUUUAGAAAUGCACUCCGACUUGCUUUAGAAACAAAACGUACAAUUAUUGCACCUAUGCUUCGAAUUAAUAAGAUUUAUCCUUGGAUGCCAUUCGAAGAUCUUGCUAAACGUUAUGAAGCACAAGAAAAAUCCACACUAAAAAAGGCAUGCGAUAAUAAUCAACCUACUUGGCAAACAGCGUUAGAACCUUGUGAGACAAUAAAUGAUUGGAUUGAAAUACCUUGGUCCAGUAUUAUGGAUUUAGAGAUUAUUAAAAGAGAAUAUGGUAUUCGAAUUAUUGAACGUACAAAUGGACAUGGUUGGGGCGUUCAUGAGUCAGCUUUAGAGAGUCAUAUCGACCCUGAAGAUGUAGCUAUCAUUGAUGUCAUGUCAUUUAAAGAAAAUGGCACAGACUGGGAACAUAUCGAUCCUACUGAAGAAGCAUUAAAGCUUUCAAAGCAAUCAACACUAACUCGUUUUACAAAUUGGAUUCAAUCUCAUUUUACCCCGCCAGCUAAUGAAAAAUUGUCUCAGCCCCUAAAAUUUGUGCUGAGUGUCGAUCGCUUACAUGCAAUUGAUGCAAAAAUUAUUCAAUUUGGCGCCUUGAAUUCAGCUGCGCGUUAUGAGACCACUCAAAAUGAAAUUCAAUCAGACCUUCGAAAGGCAUUGAUGAAGUCACGCUUUAUCGUUCCUGAUCAAAUGGCUCAACUGACUGCCCAAUCUUCCAAGAUCAUUGAGGUCUUGGGUGGCCGUUUUCAAUUUAGCACAUUAAUUCUUAAUUUAUCCAAACUAGUAGCAAUGGAUGCACGUGCUGGCACUAUCCAAAAUAUGGCUGUCGAUUCAAACCAAAUCGAUAAUCGACCUCCUCCUGGCAUGGAAGAUUUAAAUGAAAAGUCAAGAUGGGAUUUGAUGGAGGCUGUCGUACUCGAACUCUUUGGUGACAUACCUAUUAAUCAAGCCGUUUCCGCUGCUAUGCCAAUUAAGCCAUCCUCAACAUUAGCCGCACUUUUAAACUCCGGUUUCUCCACAACAAAUCGUACCUCACCUCAAGAUCGAUUCCAGUUGUUAGAAGCAUGUGUUGACUAUCAUCGACAUGUUGAAGAACGUUAUCCUGUAUAUUAUCUCAUUAACGACAUGCAGAUUGCAGCAGAAACACGACCUGAUAUUUUUGGGCCUCUUUUAGAGAUGUUCCCUUGUAUCUUUUCUAAAGCUGACAUGAUAAGCUGGGGGAUUCAAACAGAUUCCUAUUUAUCUGGUCAACCUGGUUUAAUAGACACACAUAUUAAUUAUGAGCAACUAUUUCAACCUCUUCUUGACAUUUUGAUUGCACAAAAAGGCUAUUCAUUUUUUGAAAUUCCAACCACACCUUUAACUCGAUUUCUCAAUUGGAGUCCAAAAGAAUAA